Bombina bombina (fire-bellied toad) is the source of this 2354-nucleotide messenger RNA. It is a transcript of the gene ECHDC3, whose product is annotated as enoyl-CoA hydratase domain containing 3. The coding region runs from base 34 to 903 and encodes 289 amino acids. The record is from RefSeq and is a predicted model, not a curated record. Gene Ontology annotation, cellular component: mitochondrion. NCBI's taxonomy places the organism in Eukaryota, Metazoa, Chordata, Amphibia, Anura, Bombinatoridae. Gene Ontology annotation, molecular function: hydro-lyase activity. The transcript has 5 exons.
UACCUGCUCUGUGCUCUGCUGUGUGUAACAGGGAUGGCAGUGCGGAUCACGUGCAGACUGGGCUCCUGCAGAGCUGCUGCGGGGCUACUAGUCAGGUUCCGCAGCACAGGGCUACCCGGACACAAGCCGCUUACUGUGUGUUUGCAGGAGGACGGAGUCAGAAAGAUCCUCCUGAAUAACCCAGAACAGAGGAAUGCCCUGUCUCUCUCUAUGCUGCAUGCUCUCCAGAGCGAUAUUCUGCAUGAGGUCAAUGAUAGGCACCUGAGAGUUAUUAUCAUUGCAGCUGAAGGUCCCGUGUUUUCAUCUGGGCACAACCUAAAGGAGCUGACUCCAGCACAUGGUAAAGAUCAUCAUGCAGAAGUGUUUAACACGUGCGCCAAGCUGAUGACCACGAUCCAAAGCCUCCCGGUGCCAGUUAUAGCUCAAGUACAUGGCCUGGCUACCGCAGCUGGGUGCCAACUUGUCGCCAGCUGUGAUGUAGCUGUGGCCUCUGACAGCGCCAGGUUUGCCACGCCAGGCGUGAAUGUUGGCCUCUUCUGCUCCACACCAGCAGUUGCCUUAGGAAGAGCAGUGCCUAGAAAGGUUGCUCUUGAAAUGCUCCUCACAGGUGAGCCGAUAUCUGCCAAGGAUGCAUUGUUACAUGGUCUUGUCAGCAAAGUGGUGCGAGCGGAAGAUCUGGAAACAGAAACAAUGAAAAUUGCAAGGAAAAUCUGCCAAGCCAGCCGCUCUGUGAUUGCUCUGGGCAAAGCCACAUUCUACAAACAGAUAAACCAAACCAUUGAUGAUGCGUAUAAGCUAACGGCAGAGGUCAUGGUGCAAAACCUGGGUUUGAAAGACGGACAAGAAGGUAUCGAGGCCUUCUCUCAAAAACGUAAACCUGUGUGGACUAAUUCUUCAGACUGAUCUGUACCGACAGCAACUAUAAUCAUUUAAUUUAUGUAAAAUUAAAAGUUUCUAUACUUGUUAAUUCUAUGAAUUUGUAAAAAUUGAGUUUAUAAAUACUAUUUGUGAAAGCAAAUGUUUCAUACGUUUUGUAGACUUCUGUUGUGCUGUAUUUGCUUCACAAAGCUAUACAUUAUUACAAAAGCUGCUAGAUUUAGCUAGUCGAUUAAAAUUACACGUUACCCAUAAGUUGCAUCCACUGAAAGUGAUGUAAAAUGAGUAAAAGUUGACUAGAAAAGAUGACAAGAACAUCUUCAUGCAAAAAGGGAGAUAUUUUACCUCAAAAUUGUGGCAUGUGCAAGUACAGUCAUUAUACUUUUCUCCUCAGUUUACGUACAAAACUCACAAGAUCAUACUGAAGUCCCAUGAGAUUAUAGCAAAAUCACAGUAAAGCAGAGAGUUGACUAAGCAUUGAUCCUGAUUGGCUGGCUGGCUGGCUGUUUUUUCACCAUGCCGGCGAUUGUAAAAAAAAGCAAAAAAAAAAGCAGCUGAAUAGUAACUCCUCACAGUACAGAUAUUCUAGUGUGGCCCUUAAGGACUUUUUUUCUUUAGGAUAUGUCUAUUUCAUUAAGGGGAGUUCAAUACUAUUCUUUAUGUUUAGGAGGUACAUUGUCUUUACAGUAUAAAAUAAGAUGAGUUCUCUCCAUGGUGGCUAGUUUUUGGGAAUUGGAACCUUAGGCCCCGAUUCUAAAAAAAAUUGCUGGUCAAGACGUAGUUCUAGACGCCAACACUCGCAGGGGCAACCUUCAUGGAAUUCUAUAGAAAAAAGGUGCUGUCCAUGCAAGUGUCGAGAUGUCUCCCACACAAAUAAUUAGAGCUCUCUUACGCUUAAUACAAAUCAAAUUACGUUGUUUUCAGUGCACAGUACUUUAAAAUUGCUGUAAUUUUUGUAUGCAUAGAUUUUCCUUUCCGAAUAAUUAGUGUUUGAGUAUUUUGGUAAACACUCACUACUUUUUAACUAGUGAGAAAAAACAGUGAGAAAUGUAGGGCGAAAAUGUAUAUAGAAUUACGCUGAGAUUUGAGAGAAAAUGUAUACGCUAAUGGAGCGACCAAAAACACUUAGCGCUAGUUUUCAUUGAGGUGGUAAAGUGUGGAAACUGGUCUUAACUUAAAAAUUCUCCAUAGACGUUAAUGGAGAUAAAUUAUUUUAUCACUGCCUUCCACAACUUACCACCUCAAUGGAAACUAGGCCUUAGUCUUUGUAUUUUGUACUUUUAAGUAUGAAUUUGUUGCUUUUUUUUGCACAUCCAGUGUACUUAAAUUACGAUUUACGCUGUGCAUAGUUAAUACGCUUUAUUCCUCUGUAAUUUACCUACAAAUUGUAAGUUUUAAAAAAAACAACUUUUUGGUGAACAAUUUCAUUACAAAUUUUGUACAAAUAUUGUACCUUAACAAUACAUUUUCCCUGCAUA